GAACACUGUGGCAUUAAACCCCACUUUGUCAGACUUCACCCUCCAUUUUCCUCACGCUGUGGUGUCUGGCUCAGGUGAAAAGCGCAGGCCCCACCCUCCUGCAUAAUGACAGUGGCAACAGGAGAUCCCUCAGAUGAGGCAGCAGCACACCCAGGCCACCCUCAGGACUAUGAUGCUGAGGGAGAACAGGAAUGCUGUGAAAGAGUUGUCAUCAACAUUUCAGGCCUACGAUUUGAGACACAACUCAAGACCCUCUCACAAUUUCCUGAGACAUUGCUUGGUGAUCCAAAAAAGCGGAUGAGAUACUUUGACCCUUUAAGGAAUGAGUAUUUCUUUGAUAGAAACCGGCCAAGCUUUGAUGCCAUCCUCUACUACUACCAGUCUGGAGGAAGGUUACGGCGCCCUGUAAAUGUGACUCUGGAUAUAUUUUCAGAAGAAAUUCGGUUUUAUGAGCUUGGAGAGGAGGCUAUUGAGAUGUUCAGGGAGGAUGAAGGGUUCAUAAAGGAAGAAGAGAGGCCGUUGCCUGAUAAUGAAUUUCAGAAGCAGGUCUGGUUGCUGUUUGAGUAUCCAGAAAGUUCAGGACCAGCAAGGAUUAUAGCAAUCAUAUCUGUCAUGGUGAUUCUUAUUUCUAUCGUCAGCUUCUGUCUGGAGACUCUGCCUAUAUUCCGUAGUGAUGAAGAGGACAUGCAGAAAGUCAACAAACAUAAUAGUAACUCCACCACAAGUCAUGUGUCCACCUCCUUCACUGACCCUUUCUUCAUACUGGAGACACUCUGCAUUAUUUGGUUCUCUUUUGAGUUCCUGGUUCGGUUCUUCGCCUGUCCCAGUAAAGCCAACUUCUUUGUGAACAUAAUGAAUAUGAUUGAUGUGGUGGCUAUUAUACCCUACUUCAUUACACUAGGAACAGAACUGGCAGAGAAAGCAGAGGACGGCCAGCAAGGGCAGCAGGCCAUGUCUUUAGCCAUCUUGCGAGUCAUCCGACUAGUGAGGGUCUUCAGGAUCUUCAAGCUCUCACGUCAUUCCAAGGGACUCCAGAUUCUGGGGCAAACUCUGAAGGCCAGCAUGAGAGAACUUGGGUUACUUAUCUUCUUCCUCUUCAUUGGAGUCAUCCUCUUCUCCAGCGCCGUCUACUUUGCUGAAGCAGAUGAACCUGAGUCCCAGUUCUACAGUAUCCCAGAUGCCUUCUGGUGGGCUGUGGUUUCUAUGACGACUGUUGGCUAUGGAGAUAUGGUACCCACUACCAUUGGUGGCAAGAUUGUUGGGUCUCUUUGUGCCAUUGCUGGAGUGCUGACCAUUGCCUUGCCAGUGCCUGUUAUUGUCUCAAAUUUCAACUACUUCUACCACCGUGAAACAGAGGGUGAGGAGCAAGCCCAAUAUCUGCAGGUUAACACUCCCAAAGCUGAUUCCCAGGAAGAGUUGAAACGAAGUCAAAGUGGUUCUACCAUCAGCAAAUCUGACUAUAUGGAGAUCCAAGAAGAACUGAACAACAGUAACGAGGACUUCCAGGGGGAGGACCUCAAAAAAGGCAAUUGCACUUUGGCCAACACAAACUAUGUGAAUAUCAAAAAAAUGCUGACUGAUGUAUAAUCAACUGAGAUUAUGUCAUUGGAAAAUGUGAGACAAGCAUGAGGGAGAUGGCAGCCUUAGUUUGCAAAAGUUCUGAGGCUUUAAAGCUAUAAAGGAUAAAGAGGAUCACUAUAAGUAAGAACCUUUGCUACUGAUAUGAAAUUUUCUGUUCUGCUCAGAACAGAUCAGCCCAGCUCAGAAAAGAUCAGCCCAGCCACCUAUGUAAGAUCGUCUUCAUAGUAAAACAAUCAUUUGAGUGUGCAUGCAGUUAGCUUUCAUUUCUGUGACUUUCACUGAAAAAUCUAACUUCCCGUAACAGCAGAAACUGUAGAAACUAGAGGAUGAAGGAACAACCUAGCUAAAAGGGUUAACAACUUUAUGCCUCCAAAAAUCAUCCUUGUACCAUGUAUGUAUCAUCACAGCGUAUCAAGCCCUCAAAGUUCAGCUACAU
Ictalurus punctatus (channel catfish) is the source of this 2017-nucleotide messenger RNA. Its product is annotated as potassium voltage-gated channel subfamily A member 2. The coding region runs from base 106 to 1587 and encodes 493 amino acids. Gene Ontology annotation, cellular component: voltage-gated potassium channel complex; dendrite; membrane. NCBI's taxonomy places the organism in Eukaryota, Metazoa, Chordata, Actinopteri, Siluriformes, Ictaluridae. Gene Ontology annotation, biological process: protein homooligomerization; potassium ion transmembrane transport. Gene Ontology annotation, molecular function: protein binding; delayed rectifier potassium channel activity. The transcript has a single exon. The record is from RefSeq and is a predicted model, not a curated record.